Messenger RNA from Phytomonas sp. Hart1, 567 nucleotides. NCBI's taxonomy places the organism in Eukaryota, Euglenozoa, Kinetoplastea, Trypanosomatida, Trypanosomatidae. The record is from the annotation of a GenBank genome assembly.
AUGCCCGUAGAGAUUGAGCCUCAAGAAGUUCAGUAUCGCAGUAUUCCUCACGAAUACUAUGAUAUUCACAAACGCAUUGCCCAUUAUGUAGAACACCCUGAAUCCUUCACCACAAAGAACCAUGUGGUAGAAGACUACCUUUCUCACUCUUUACCGACAGAGCCUAGUCAGAAAAUCCGAGACAUUUCUAUGCAAGUUAGCUCGCGGAAAACGACAGAUAGACACGAUAGCCAUUCUGCAAAGCGAUUUGUGGGUCCUUCUCACUUGGGGGCGCAAAAAAAUGGAAAGAGGUGUGUCUCUUCGUUUGACUUAGAAAAAGCCUAUAAUGACAUGUUAGUUCGCAUUAAAGAGAGGCUAGCGAAAGAAACCAAUCAAACUGAUGCACAGAACAAUGAUAAAUGAUGCAUUUCAUAUAAGUGUAUAUUUCAAGAUCAAAACGCAAGUGUAGUGGAAACCUUCAAUCGCGAUGAGGAGCUGAGAUAUAUUUUCAUUUAAUUGAUUAUAGUGCUCAGCUAAGAAAAAGGAAGAUGUAAAGAUAUAUACAACAUAUAUAUAUAUAUAUAUAAA